Molecule: messenger RNA, 1336 nt
Organism: Clupea harengus (Atlantic herring)
Lineage: Eukaryota; Metazoa; Chordata; Actinopteri; Clupeiformes; Clupeidae
Product: inosine-uridine preferring nucleoside hydrolase
Molecular function (GO): hydrolase activity, hydrolyzing N-glycosyl compounds
Source: RefSeq, a predicted model, not a curated record
UUUCUCCUGAUCAACGAUCAGUUUGUUCAAGUCACAGAACACGUAGGCUUACCCCAAUAGAAAUGCCGUGUCUUGGAGUUGCAAUAGUAGCUCCUCAGCAGUAACAGUUGCUCACUCUUGGCGUGUUACUCAAGUGUACGAGGAAAGUUCAACCAGGAAAACAUUAAAUAUCUGCAACCAAGCUAACGUCAGGGGAACUGCGGGUUGUGUGGUGAAGCAUGGCUCAAAAACUUUUACUCAUUGACACGGACUGUGGUAUUGACGAUGCCCAGGCUGUUAUGGUGGCAUUGGCACAACCCAAUGUGAAAGUUUUGGGCAUCACCUGCUGCUUUGGAAAUACCUCGGUUGAUCAUGUUUGCCAGAACGUAGUUCGGGUCCUGUCUGUUUGCGGGCGCAAUGAGAUCCCAGUGUUCAAAGGGUUAGCUGGUCCUUUGGUGGGAGCCUUCAACACCUUGAAGGACCACUUUGGCACAGAUGGUCUUGGUGAUGUUUUGAAUGCAGAACAUCCGGUAGGCUGGAAAGACCGUAUCCAGAAGGAGCACGCGGUCACUGCUAUGAUCAGACUGGUGUCUGAGAACCCUGGACAGGUAUCCCUUGUGGCCCUUGGCCCUUUGACCAACCUGGCUUUGGCAAUCAGACUGGACCCAACAUUUCCUCAAAAGUUAAAGGAUCUUUUCAUCAUGGGAGGAAACAUGGAGGGAAAAGGGAAUGUAUCAGUAUGUGGCGAAUUUAACUUUGUUAUGGAUCCAGAGUCUGCAUUUGUUGUUUUGGAAGAAUACAUGUGUCCUACACACAUUGCAACCUGGGAAUUUACCUGCAGAAAUAAGCUCUCGUGGGACUUUUUUGAGAAGUUAAUCAACCAAGACCACGCCGCUGCUUAUUUUAUGAAGACCAUCACAUCCAAGUGCUGGGCUUUCUCUCGGGAAUUUGGGGUGAAUAAAAGAGACGCGCUCUUCGGCCAAGGCUUUGUGCCCUACGAUGCAUACGCAAUAGCAGCGUGCAUCGACCCCAGUGUUGUGACGGAGAGUGUGGAGUGCGCCGUUCGGGUGGAGCUACAGGGGGCUUUGGGAAGAGGGAUGAUGGCACUAGAUUUUACAAACAUGCUAAAGAAGAGUCACUGUGUAUCCGUCAUGAAAGCAUUCGACCUAACCAAGUUCAGCCAGCUACUAAUGGCUUCACUUAGACAGCCGAAUGUAGACCAUUAGAGGAACCACUAAACUCCCAAGAUAUGUCCAUCACUUCCCAGCAAUCAAGAUAUUUUUGACACUACCCGUUUCAUUUAUUGAGAUUUUGUAAAACUGUCGAUUUUCAACAUUAAUAAAUCAAGGGCAAAAGG